AUGGAGUCUUCUGGUCAAGUUAAAAAUUCAGAUGGAACGCCUAACUCUUAUGUCAUAAGACCUCAGUUUGACCAAAAAUACCGACCAUGGACUGUAAAAGGUAUUCUUUCCCAAAUAUUACGAGAACGACUAGAAAAUGAAGUGUAUUCUCCUGAUAAUACUCAUGAAAAGUGUAUCGCCCUAGCAGAUGAAAUUAAACAAACAUUAAAGAAGAGCUUAUCUCUGAAACGUUACAGAUAUUUGGUACAGGUCGUUAUCGGAGAGCAAAAAGGCCAAGGUGUUAAGAUGGCUCAUAGAUGUUAUUGGGAUGCUGAUACUGACAAUUUUGCGGAAGCUUCGUUUGUAAAUGAUUCAUUAUUCUGUGUAGCGUCUGCAUUCGGUGUGUACAGCUAUUAA
Molecule: messenger RNA, 396 nt
Organism: Trichobilharzia szidati
Lineage: Eukaryota; Metazoa; Platyhelminthes; Trematoda; Strigeidida; Schistosomatidae
Source: the annotation of a GenBank genome assembly